Molecule: messenger RNA, 736 nt
Organism: Arabidopsis thaliana (thale cress)
Lineage: Eukaryota; Viridiplantae; Streptophyta; Magnoliopsida; Brassicales; Brassicaceae
Exons: 1
Coding region: 26-583 (185 amino acids)
Cellular component (GO): plastid
Source: RefSeq, marked reviewed
UCCUACAAGGAAAGGAAGAAGUGAGAUGACGAUGAUGUCUCUCCCCAAAAUGAGACUAUCUUGUCUGCAACCACACCUCCAUUUUACCAGUAGCAGAUCAAUAGCAGCAGCUCUAGCUUUUCCAAGCUCAAGCAUAAGGAACAGAACAUCAUGUCUUGUUCGGUGUGGCUCAGCCAGAAGAAGAUUGACUACGAAAAGUAGCAGAAACAGCAAGCUUGAAAGAGCACAACCUCCUCCUCUGGGUUUGGAACGGCACUGGAGAUAUGCUGUGGUUGGUGGAGUCUCUGUAGGGUUGAUGAUGGUUUUGGUAUUGGGAAUGGAUGCAGAGAAAGCUAUGGCGCUUGGACCAGAAGGUCCUUUAAUGGAAGAGUUUUGGGACAACGUUAGAAGGUACGGUCUUUACGCUCUCACGGUUAGCACUGGAGCUCUCUCUGCUGUCUUUGAGCCCAUCUUUGAGCUCCUCAAGAACCCAAUCUCCGCCAUUCUCAUUCUACUCAUCUUAGGUGGUAGCUUCUAUAUCGUCUCUCAAGUUGUUUCUGCCAUGAUUGGUGUCAACGAAUUCGCUUAUCAAUACAGUUAUUGACCAACUAUAGUUUGUUUUUGUUUUCUUCAUUAAUACUCUGCUUUUAUGCUCUGUUUUUUUUUAUCUAUUUUAAAUUUUGUUACACAAUCAUUCGACAUUUUAUUUGACAUAAGUUACACCAAAUCAUUUACAUUGUUAAAGCUUUUUAAAGAU